Messenger RNA from Pecten maximus, 2957 nucleotides. Its product is annotated as ATP-dependent RNA helicase dbp2-like. The transcript is spliced from 13 exons. Lineage: Eukaryota; Metazoa; Mollusca; Bivalvia; Pectinida; Pectinidae. Gene Ontology annotation, cellular component: cytoplasm; nucleus; ribonucleoprotein complex. The record is from RefSeq and is a predicted model, not a curated record. Gene Ontology annotation, molecular function: ATP binding; RNA binding; RNA helicase activity. The coding region runs from base 132 to 2246 and encodes 704 amino acids.
UGCGGAGGAAUAUCACAAUCCGGUCUGGUCGUACGAGCAUCAGGGUGUUUUUCAGAAGAUCGAAGAGACUACAAAAAUCACUAUUGUUACCAAAUUGCUUGACAUUGAUUGAGAAACAAACGCCAGCCAGAAUGUCAUACAGAGACAGAAUGUUCGAUUCCUCUAGUCGAUCGGAUAGAAAAGGAUUUGGUGGAAAUUCAGGAAAAUUGCCUGGUGGAUUUCCAUCACGUUUUGGACAGGGAGGUGGAGGAGGCAGCCGCUUUGGAGGUGGGGGCAGAGGAGGUGGUGGUGGUUUUGGUGGUGGAAUGCGUGGAAAACUAGACAAGAACAGCCAGCCAGGUCAAAACCUCAGAAAGCCAAGGUGGGAGACUGAAAGAUUGAUACCAUUUGAGAAGAAUUUCUAUCGAGAACACCCAAAAGCUGCCAGCAGAGAUCCUAAUGAGAUUGCUGCAUUUUUCGAAGCUAACAAGAUAACCUUCAAAGGAAGUAAUCCUCCAAAACCUGUUUUGACCUUUGAAGAAGCAGCAUUUCCAGAAUAUGUAAUGGCUUCAUUCAGACGACAGAGUUGGGGUAAUCCAACAGCCAUUCAAGCAGCUGGUUGGCCCAUCGCUUUGUCUGGCAGGGACUUUGUAGGAAUUGCACAAACUGGGUCGGGUAAAACUGCCGGUUUCAUCUGCCCAGCUACUGUUCACAUCAUGGCCCAGCCUCACCUGCAACCACGUGAUGGACCAAUUGUGUUGGUUUUGGUUCCUACUCGAGAAUUGGCUCAGCAGGUACAGGAAGUUGCCAUCGAGUUUGGUCAAAGUUCAAGGAUAAGAAGUGUGUGUGUUUAUGGUGGAUCUCCCAAAGGCCCACAAAUAAGGGACUUAGAGAGAGGAGCGGAAAUCUGCAUUGCUACUCCAGGAAGGCUCAUAGAUCUGCUUGAAGCUGGAAAGACUACAUUAAAAAGAACCACAUACUUAGUCCUUGAUGAAGCAGACAGAAUGUUGGACAUGGGAUUUGAGCCUCAGAUCCGUAAAAUUUUGGAGCAGAUUCGUCCUGAUCGUCAGACACUCAUGUGGAGUGCAACUUGGCCCAAAGAAGUGAGAAAACUGGCUGAAGAUUUUCUGAAGGAGUAUGUACAACUCAACAUUGGAGCCUUACAGUUGAGUGCCAACCACAAUAUCCUUCAGAUAAUAGAUGUCUGCAAUGACUCGGAAAAGGAUUACAAGCUGUUAAAAUUGCUCGAGGAGAUAAUGCAGGAGAAAGAAAACAAAACAUUGGUGUUCACAGAGACCAAGAGGAGAGCUGAUGAAUUGUCACGCAAAAUGAGGAGAGAAGGGUGGCCAGUUAUGUGUAUUCAUGGGGACAAGUCCCAGCCAGAGAGAGACUGGGUACUCAGUGAGUUCAGGAACGGACGGACACCUAUUCUUAUCGCCACAGAUGUAGCUUCCCGGGGUCUAGAUGUGGAAGACAUUAAGUUUGUCAUAAACUUUGACUACCCCUCAAGCUCUGAGGACUAUGUACAUAGAAUUGGGCGUACUGCCAGGGCAGGCAACACAGGAACUGCUUACACAUUCUUCACCCCAGACAAUGUCAAACAAGCUAAUGACCUAGUCAAUGUCCUGCGAGAGGCCAACCAAGUCAUCAAUCCUAAACUCCUUCAGUUGGCAGAGAAUUCCAGAUUUGGAUACAAAGGUCGCAGCAGGGCACGAGGACGUGAUGAUAGAGGCAGUCGGUUCGGAAAUCGCGAUUCAUUUGGCUCGAGAGAUAGAGGAUCAUCCCGUGGGGGGCGCGGUGGAUAUGGAGGAAACCGAGGUGGAUAUGGUGAUGGUGGUGGCUCCAACUUCAACAGAGAUAGGCCUGGAGGAAAUUCUGUAGGUGGAGGUAGCAGGUUCUCCAAUCAGGGGGCUUCAAGGUUUGGGGGGGCCAGUAAUAGCAACAGUACGAACAACUCAUAUGGCAACAAUGCCAAUAAAAGCUAUGGACAAGGGAAUGCCAACAACUAUGGCAGUCAAAAUACUAUGAAUGGAGGAAACUUUGGAGGACAGCAGCAACAUCAUCAACAACAACAGAAUGGCUAUGCUAGUAAUAAUGGAGUUAACAACAGUGCUGGCAAACCAAAGGACUUGCAAAAUAUGGCUUACAUGUACAGCCAAUGGAUGCAGCAAUCUCAAAAACCUAACCAACCUCCUCUCCCCAAUGGCAAUCCACCACCACCACCUGCACCACCUAAGUUCCCUCCCCCACCACCCCCAUCUAUGUGAUGAUACAAAAUUUUAGAGUUCAGAAAAUUUCGGUGCAAGUGGAAUUUUAUUUAUUAUUGGACUUUUACUUUUAGUUCCACUACCUGUCGACGUCGUGUUCCAUGGUGAUGUCAAUUGGUCAAUAUUGUCUGUAUAAAUGCGAGUAUGAAACGGGUGUUUGUGUGCGUGUGUGGGAGAGUUUGAGCAAGUGAACAUUUCAUCCGUUGGCAUUUGUGUAUGGUAUGUCUUGCCUUCCAUGGAUGAAGCUAUUCCUGAACAAAGGUAGACGUAGACACUUGAAUUUUAAUCAGUGAUGCAUUCUCUGUUGUAGUGUCUGUUGAGAUGAUAUUUUUUUUUAGUCGUGGAUCAGUCUAGCAGGCAUCAGUUUACAACCUUUUAUGGCAAAGGAUAACUUACUGUCUCUAUUCAAGUAUUGAAAGAAAUCCAAAAUUUGAGGAAUAGAUGAUGAUAUUGGUAUUUUACAAGUUUAAUGCACAAUUUUUUUUUUCAGGGAACAAUUUUUUAACCACAUGGAUAAUCUUGUUGAUCAUUUCGAGAGCAGAUGGGUGGGGAUACCAUGUUUGGGAGCUGGGUGGGAUACCAUGUUUGGGAGCUAUCAUGAUCAUUUUAGUCAUUCAAAAGUAUUUUACACAUUCGGUUCUCAUCAGGCAUGAGUAAAUGUUUAAUACCUGAUACAUUAUUUUUUCGGAAAUUAAAAUGUUGAUAUCUGAA